CACGUGUCGAUGUAAACAAACCUCAAUUUUGUUUACCUGCAAGGGUGUCCUGCCGUCUUCUCGCUUCACGUUAAAUAUUCAUAGUUUUUGGGGCCGUAGAUGUAACACUAUAAGAUAUGUGUACGUUGAAGAUGUCUGGGUUAUUGAUAAAAUGGCUGGUGAUAUUAUGAUUUGCUGAAAUGGAGGAAGAAGAGAUGAUAGUAUUAUAGUUAGAAUAUAUACACCCUUUUAACCAUAAACCAAAGAAAUGGACAAGAGAUACAGAAUACUCCUACAUUCUGAGAAGAACAUUGCCUCCAUAGAGACCAUACCCACGGAAUCACUUGGGCAAAAGUGUGUGGUCAGUCAUAUAGCUCCGAAUAUAGAAACACCUUCGGGAGCACUUUCCCGGGGUGAUGAAGACAUGAGGGACCAGAUAAAAGAGGUGAAUACUCUUAGUAAGGAACCCAGUCUUCUACAAGGCAUAGCUAAUGAUGGAGGUUCUAAUGGUGUGUUGAGACUCAUGAAGAACCCAGUUACUGGUAAAUUAUCUCUGAUGUGCCAUUCUGUGGUUUGUGCACCCAAAAGCAGUAUAGAUAUAGAGAAGAAUAGCAAGGAAGCUAGUACGUUAGGGAUAUCUGUGCCAAAUGGAGGCCCACAGAGUGACCUGCCAUCUGUGGGGAGACUCAAGACCAAGAGGGGACGGGGUCGCCCUCGGAAAGACAGGACAACAGAGGUCAAAGAGGAAGAGGAGGAGGAGGAAGAGGAAAAGUUUCACACAUGUACAAGAGUUAUCCAGACCAACAGCAGGACAGUCUACCUGAAGGGAGAGUGUGACUGCCUAGAAGAGCAGAUAAAUAAUGAGGAAGAGAGUGAUGUUGAAGAGAAGGAUGUAGUACCUGAGAAUAUCAUUAAUAGAACAAGUGCAAAUAAGAGGAAAAACUUUGAAGGCAAUAUAGAUAUAAGGGAGUAUGUAUCAGCAUCUUCACGGAUAAGGGACCCUUAUAGACCUUGGCGGAAGAACUACGACGUAGUUGAUGGGAAGGAAGUUCUUCCUGAGUACAAGAUCCAGGCAAUUGAACGCAACAAACGGCAAAAGGAAAUGAGACUAAACCAGAGGCAUAGUGUCUUCCGCACAUGGGAGAGUGUCCUUGCAUGUAAAGACAGAGUUGAAGAAGAGACAAGGUCAAAAUACAAUCUCUACUCCAAAACUCCAGGAUUUUGUGAUGACAGACCAAAGCCAGGGAAACGUGUCUUAUUUGAACUCAAGCGAUCAAAAGGGGAUUCUGCAGUUGUCCCCUUCACAGGCGUUCCACUUAUGUGGAUUGGGAGUCGAGUCUAUACAUGCCACCUUAGUAAACACAAUUAUAAAUAUGGAGUGAAGCAGCAUAAAGAAGAAUCUGAAGGCAGCUGUGCAAAUAACAAGAAAAAGAAAAGGACUCCAUCCAAGCACAUUGGAUGUCCCGCAACUUUCUCAGUUACUAAAGUGGCAAGGUUUCCAGACUUUGAGGU
Penaeus vannamei (Pacific white shrimp) is the source of this 1491-nucleotide messenger RNA. The record is from RefSeq and is a predicted model, not a curated record. NCBI's taxonomy places the organism in Eukaryota, Metazoa, Arthropoda, Malacostraca, Decapoda, Penaeidae.